AUGGGUCUCCUUAUACUCAUUUUUCUACCAGUUUUAACCAACGCAGCUUUAAAGAUAAGCCAAAUAGGAAAUCACCCAGGCAUCUACUUUGAAGAAAUAGGUAAGGUCGAACUCUAUACGACACAAUGGAAACUAGUCGCAUACUACGACUUAACAUUGUUUAAUGGAGCGCUAACACACGCGGAAUUUUAUGUUCAUGAAAUAAAUAUCCUGUGUAAGCAAUUAGAAGGUAAACCAAAUUUCGAUCUUCUAUGUAGUAGUGCAGUAGCAGAAGUAUCGCACCUAAUGGAAGACAUAAAAUUAAAGUUUAGCCUUAUACAGUCAAAACCUAAACCUAAAGCUAGAAGUAAAAGGGCAUUAGUAAAUGUUGUCGGAACUAUCAGCAAAACUUUAUUCGGAACACUGGAUGAAGAUGAUGCUAAGUUUUACGAUAAACAAAUUGAAAAAUUGAGGUACAAUGAGAAUUAUCUUUUAGACCUAGUAAAAAACCAAACAAUAAUAAUAGAAACAACAACUAAUAUGUUUAAUAAAUCAGAAACCACUAUUGAAUCUCAAUUAAAAGCGAUAAACUCAAAGAUAGGAGAAGUGAAAGAAGCAGUUGACAGACUCGCCAAUCAAACAUCUGACCAAUCUACUUUAUUAAAAAUAGAAUCUCUUACCUCACUUCUAACUCUUUUGAUUAUAAGGUAUCAAAAUACCAUUUCCGACAUCUUAGACGUGUUAAUAAACGCAAAAAACGGCACACCCCAUCCGACAAUCAUUACACCUGAACAACUUAAAAAUGUUUUGUUAAAAAUAAAACAAGAACUACCUGGUGACCUGCAGUUACCGUAUUUGGGCAAUACAAACGAUAUUUUACCUCUCUAUGAAAUAAGCAGCAUGAGUGCAACAAUUCGAAAAGAAAAAAUUAUUUACGAAUUUAAAAUCCCUCUACCGUUCAGAGAACAUUUCCAACUAUACAAAAUCAUCCCUUUACCAACUCGUUUAAAUAACAAACUUGUAUUCGUACAACCAACUUCCAAAUUUGUUAUAAUUGAUUUCAAAAAAGAACAUUUCUAUAAUAUAGAAAGUGAAGAAAUGAACCAUUGUAAAAAUUUGGAUAACAAUUUUUUAUGCGAAAUGACACAUCCAUUAUUCAACACAAAUAACAAUAACCCUCAAUGUGAAAUUCAACUUUUGCAAAGAGUCCAAUCUUUUCCGGAUUCUUGUGAAAUAAAAGAAUCUAACAUUUCAACUGUUUUUAUACAAGUAUCACGGCCAAAUACAUGGUUAUUUUCUUCUUUAGGGAAAUACAUCAUAGACGAAAUAUGCCAAGACAAAAUCAUAACUCAUUCUUUAGAAGGAACAUCUAUCCUAGAACUUACAGGAGAUUGUUUCCUAAAGUCGAAAGAUCUGACUAUACGAUCUAAAAACGAGAAAUUGACUUAUGUUUAUAAUUCGUUUAUUCCUGCCUUGAAUAUUUCCGAAGUAAAGGUUAAUUACUUGAAAAACGAAACUAUCCCAGAAGUCACAUUCAUCAAAUACUCUAGUCGAGAUGAACUAAAACUUCUAUCCAAAAACAUUAAAUUUCAAAAAGCAAAAGAACGAACUCCUUUUUUAACAAUAGACAAACAUGAUAUUCAUCACUAUAUAGUCAUAUAUAUAGUUUUCAUAAUUCUUUUAAUAUCGCUUUGUUACAAGCGUUACCAAAUAUAUAAACUAAAACAUUCGAAAAAUAAGAGCAUAGAGAAGGGUAAGAUUGUCCAAGUAGAUACAAAUAGUAAUGAAAUGCCAAUUUUUGUCCUAUCACAUUGAAAAAAAAAAAAAAAAAAAAAUUUUAAAUAAAUAAAAACAUUGUAAAAUUAAGAUAUCAAUGAAAAACCAAUUUUUAUUGUAAGUUACUCAUAAGAAUCAAUAAAUUCAAAAUAUAUUAAA
This is a messenger RNA of Episyrphus balteatus (marmalade hoverfly), 1914 nucleotides long. RefSeq lists its product as uncharacterized. The transcript has a single exon. Lineage: Eukaryota; Metazoa; Arthropoda; Insecta; Diptera; Syrphidae. The record is from RefSeq and is a predicted model, not a curated record. The coding region runs from base 1 to 1794 and encodes 597 amino acids.